GUUAUGUUGAAAAGCAAAAAAAUGGAAUUAAACUUCAACAAAAAAUGAUCGUUGAAGGUCACCAAAAAAGGUCUUCCCCCGCAAAAAAUGUGAUUCUCAUGAUUGCUGACGGAUUUGGUCCCGCAUCAGAGACUUUUGGUCGAACAUACAGCCAGCAUGUCAAUCGGAUGUCAUAUUAUUAUGUCACUCCCUUGGACGAAAUUUUAGUUGGAUCUUCUCGAACUGGUUCCUACGACAGUUUAGUCACAGAUUCUGCCGCAGGAGCUACAGCUUUCUCGUGCGGUCUUAAAACAUAUAAUAACUCCAUAGGAGUUGAUCCAAAGAAGGUUCCUUGUGGCACCGUUUUAGAAGCUGCCAAAGAGCUUGGUUUUGCGACGGGAUUGGUUGUAACAAGUCGUAUUACUCAUGCCACAACAGCUUCGUUUGCAGCACAUGUUGUGCAUAGAGAUAUGGAAUCCGAAAUUGCUGUCCAAUAUAUCGGUGAUUACCCUCUUGGCAGAACAGUGGAUUUGAUGCUUGGUGGAGGUCGUUGUUACUUCAUCCCCAAUAAUACCGAAGGAAGUUGUAGAGUCGGUAGUGAAGCCCAACGUAAUCGUAAUUUAAUUGAAGAGUCCACCGAGCUUGGGUUCAAAUACAUUUCUACAAGAAGAGAAUUUGACGAGCUGAACCCAAAAAGAGACGA
Messenger RNA from Funneliformis geosporum, 682 nucleotides. The record is from the annotation of a GenBank genome assembly. NCBI's taxonomy places the organism in Eukaryota, Fungi, Glomeromycota, Glomeromycetes, Glomerales, Glomeraceae.